AAAACAUUGUGUUGCUGCCGAAGACAUGCUUAUCAAGUAAAAACAGUACUUAAAAUUUUCUAGUCCAGUUAACAAACAAACAAGCAAAUAAUUAAAGAAGGCGCAUGCAAGCGGGAAUUCACUUUCAUUUCCACAUUUAAACAGACUCAAAUGAUUGUAGCUUUAUUGUUAAUUAAACCAAUGAUUUUUAACUGAUUAUAAUUUCGAGGCAUUUGAACUGUCUCCUCCUCCGAAAAAAGCUUGUUAAGCUAAUGCCAUAUCAUUCAAAAUGUUCCUAUACAAGGUUGUUUGCCAGAGAGUGCGCCAGUCGAACUGUCUGCAGUAAAGCGCUAAUUAUUGAAGAGAUUGUGGAUUUAGACAUAAAUAUGGCAUUCUGUAGAUUGUCGGGCGGUCUCAUAGCGACGGUAAGUUCGCGCGAAAAUUGCGCAUAGAAUUCCAUACAAUGCAGAGCAAUAAAUGUUAAUUUGCCUCCCGUUUUUUCCGCAGUAUUUAAAAUCAUCGCAUGCUAAAAAAAAAAAAAAUGAAAAGCCGACGAGAGUACGAGGAAGAAAACAUUGUCAAAACAAAAACAACCCGCUACGGCGAAUCGGUUCGUUUGAGCACGCAUGCCCCUGAGAGCCUUAAAAUAUGCUAGCAGACCUUGCCGCUAUAACCAAAUGUUUUGGACAAUAUAAUCUCUAUACAUGCAUUAUACUCCACUAGCAAAACCAAAACACUGCAAGUAUGGUUAAGACUCUGCAUAGGCCAUCGCAAAGAAACCCUCGACUCUUUUUAGAUAGGAGAUCGCCGAAUUACACUCUUAUCUUUUUAAGCCAAUAUUGAUAACACGAAUGUUGCUUAGACAGUUACAAAAGGCUCGCUAAUACUAAAAAAAAAACUAACAGGGAAGUGUGAAAAAAUAGAAGUAAUUUUGCCGAGGGCUAGAUCGAGCCAGCGUGGAUAGACCAGUCACAGCUAGCAGGUGCAUGCUACCGCCCGUGAUUGACAGAUUCGGUUGUUACCUAGCAUACUAUUGGCUUCCUCGGGCAAUCACCGCUUAUUUUAAUUCUCAUUCUGACUAGGUCAUCGCCAACCCGUGUUUUACUGUAAUAGUACUCCUCCGAACAAAGCUAUCUCGAUGGUGCUAUGGAGAGCAGCUUUAGCGCGAGGGACGUGCCCUGCCGGGAUCGUGCUUACAUGUGCCAAGCGCUGGUGAUGAAACUGCGAAAGUCUACCUUUGGUCAAUAAACGCGUUUUAAGCACCGCCGCACUGACAUGUGGACUGCUUUUACACGAGGGACGGGUUACAGUGAAUAAUGCCAAUGCGAAGAGGCCGAUUCGCCCCACAGAAUACAUUCCUGGAGACUAUCGCGCAGAAAUUCGACCAUGGAAAUAGUAACUUCGUGCUGGGAAGUGCACAAGAGAAGAACAACUACCCUAUCGUGUAUUGUAGCGAUGGCUUCUGUGAACUCACUGGGUUUACUAGAACAGAGCUCAUGCGAAGAACAUGCGCAUGUAAUUUCCUCUACGGACUUGAAACUAAUCAGGAGGACGUGAGAAAUAUACAAAACGCUCUGAAGACGCAAAAAGAAUUGAAAAAAGAAGUCAUUUUCUACAGAAAGAAUGGCUCCCAUUUUUUCUGCCUGCUGGACAUUGUCCCGAUUAAAAAUGAGAAAGGAACAGUGGUGUUAUUCUUGGUCUCGCAUAAGGACGUCACGAAGCGCAAACAGAGCGGAGAGGCUACCCAUGAUCGCGACGAGAACGCAAGCAGUCGGACGGGGCCUGGGGAGAGAAAGCUGACCCGUUCACGGUCACGCAAGUUCAGUCGGGAUGUGUUACUUCAUCUGUCACGCCAGUAUCAGCAGUCCAACAGCGCGACAAAGCCGCAGUCACGCAGGCCCACAAAGAGAUCACGGUCGUUCUCCUUCACAUCUGAGCGCCUACCAUUGUACAAGAGGGAAACCACUAAGAAGUCCAAGCUAUUGUUCUUACACUACAGCAACGUGAAAAGCCUCUGGGAUUGGUGGGUGCUGAUCUUGACUUUCUACAUCGCCAUCAUGGUCCCAUACAACGUAGCGUUCAGCAGGCACGGCAAGGCUAGGGACCUAAUCAUAGUGGACAUGGUUAUAGAACUCUUCUUUAUUUUGGACAUAGUGGUCCACUUUCGGACGACUUUUGUGAACAAGGCUGGACGGAUCGUUUACGAACAGAAAGCCAUCGCAAUUCACUAUCUCAAGGGUUGGUUUAUACUGGAUUUCCUGGCCGCCCUACCAUUCGAAGCGUUAUACUUUAUCAACAAGUCAUGGGAGUAUUCAGCAUUCACUAACCAGAGCUCGGCAUACAAAGAGGGGUUCUUAGUGCAAUUACUCAAGUGUGGUCGCCUAUUGCGCCUGUUUCGCGUCGUCCGAAAGCUUCACCGGUAUACGGAAUACAGCACAGUGUUACUCACGCUAUUAAUGUUAGCCUUUGCGAUGGUCGCCCACUGGCUGGCAUGUAUCUGGUAUGUGAUUGGUCUAGAAGAAGUUAGCCACAACUCCACCAUUAGCUGGCUUUACCAGUUUGGCGAGACUAUUCAGAUGCCUUUUAUCGCAUUCUCCCCGGACACAGGACCGGACGAGGGCUCUGCUUACGUCACUGCGCUCUACUUCAUUCUCACAAGUAUGACGACUGUCGGUUUCGGCAACGUGUCGGCUAACACCCGAGCUGAAAAGGCGUUCGCGGUUGUCGUCAUGUUAAUAGGAGCAUUGAUGCACGCUGCUAUCUUUGGCAACGUUGCUGCGAUCAUUCAGAAGCUAUAUGCAAACCGAGUGCGUUAUCAUUCCCGCUCUAACGAGAUCAAGCAGUUCAUUCGGGUUCACCACAUCGAGGCAGAUCUUGCUAAUAGGCUCGAGGACUGUUUUCACACCACAUGGUCGCUCUCAGGAGGAGUCGAUACACGAGAGAUAUUGACGACGUUUCCGUACGAGCUCCAGGCUGACGUCUGUAUGCAUCUCUACCGAGGACUUCUCGAUCUCCCGGUGUUUUCUCAAGCCCCGCGCGGCCUAUUCCGGAUGGUCUCGCUCAAGGUCAGCCCGGUCUAUAUCGGUCCUGGAGAAUACCUGCUUACACAGAAUGAUGUCAUCAACAGCAUAUAUUACAUCGCCAGCGGUUCCAUGGAGGUUCUUCAGGGCGAAUCGGUUGCUGCAAUAUUAGGGAAAGGAGACUUAUUUGGAGAGGACAUAUCUCGCAAGUCACCGAUUCGCCGAUCCAAUGGUGACGUCAGGGCGCUGACGUACUGUGACGUGUAUUACAUCACACGUGACAAGCUACAGGAGGUGAUGCACCUAUAUCCAGACUUCAGUUACAAGUUCAGCGAGAAGCUGGAGCUCACAUACGACUUAGGUGCCAGUGAGAAAGACAUUUGGCGCCGAGGUGGCCUGGACUCAAUAUCAGAAGAUGAGGAAGAGGACGAGGACGAGGCGACGUCACCAGAAACCGACAAAGAAAAUCCCGUCACAUCCCCUACUAGGACAAGAUUCGACUUCAGCCCCAAGCUGAACAUGCUAUCCCGGCGCCGCAGUAACCCUCUGAGAUUUGCUAACGAGUCUUUGUGCACGAACAAGGUGCAGAACCGUAGGCCAAAUAGUCUCACGAUAUCCAAUCGAAGGCCUCAAGAGACACAACCUCUUUUGAAUGCCACGCCCACGCGGCUUGGUUCCCAUGGUGACAUGAAUGAAGAGGUUGGUCAGGAGGAUAGUGAAGAAACAGCGCUUGAAUGGGAACAAGAAAACUUCACCUUGAAGAAAGAGGAACCCGUGGAAAAGGGUAUGGAAUGUACCCAAAAUCUGACUCUUGCGGUUAGCGGUGAGAUCACGCCUUCGGCCAUUGACAGGACGGGUCGCUUGGAAACAGACAUGGGAAUUGAUAGUUUACAGUCUCGCAAUGCGGACGAGACAGAAUCGAGUUUAAGGCUUGAUAGAGAUUCCUUCAUAAAACAGCUGCACCUCAGCACGGACGAGAUGGGAAACAGAAUGAGUCGGAACACUAGCUUGGGUGAUUUGGAAGAGGCAGAAGAAUGCAGAAACGACGACGGCGAUAAGGAAUCAUCCACGGAGGAUGAACCUUUGCUUGAUUCUAUGAACUCGAGUCUGCGCAAAAAGAGAAGACCGCAAUUCACGCGGUCGCAGGCCUAUAGCACGCCAACACCGAGACUUGUGAGGCAGAUUUGUGCGUCACCAGGGGGGAGUAGCACCAGGUCGUCCAAGGGGGUCUUGUUAGGAGACGUAAGACGGACGUUUAGUUGUGGUGCUCAGGAGUCGAGUGAGGAACACACAGCGAAGUAUAGGAACAAUGACUCUCCGACAAGUGGACGAGGGUACGCCGAUAACUUAACGAGCGAUCACCGAGAGCAUAAUCGUUUACUCAUUGAACCAGAAGAUUUUGAUUGCGACUUUCCACCGAUCAAUAAUCUAACCUUAGUAAGUGACCGAUCAAUACAGGACACAUUAGAACUAAAGGGUCUAGACAGCGGCUGUAGUACGCCUAGACGGAAAAGAAGUAUUUCGCCCGGGUGCGAAAGCCCUUAUAUGAGUAAACUUUUUGCGUACACACCACCUCCUCAUGAAAGUACCGAGUAUGGCCAUAAUUCCCACGAGGAUGUAAACGAUCUCAGCUACACCACUUUGAACGACGCACCCCGGCAUUCUUAUUAUGAGAACCAAACGCCGGUAGUUUCAUCCCCAGCACCCCCCGAAGACAAGCCUCCCGCGAGAAGACGUAAAGUGUCUGCAGUGGCUCCGCCACCAGCAAUAUUCGCGUCUCUUCUAUCCCAGGCGUCUAGUCCCUAUGCAGAUUUCACUCCACCGCAAAUUGUGCGCGAGUCGCCGAUAACAUGUGACUGCGGCGAGGAUGAAACCUGUGUUGCAUGCCGGGGUGAGAAACACAGUGAUAGUACGCAUGCGCUGGAGGAUCAUACCACCUACUCGACAGCAUCUUCAUCACGUAGGUUCUCCCGGGGCUCGAGUGAAAACUUGAGUAAGUCAGGCUCCGUGACAAGUAGCACAGAAUCCAUCUCACGAGGACUGCAUUAUUCUUUAAGUUUUCGAAGAAAUGCUGACCUUAAUCGAACUAAUGCUCUCCAAGAGCCAAGUGAUGACUUGAGAAUUUCCACGGAAGGCUUAACUACAGGGUAUAUUUUAAAUGGAAAUAUCAUAUCACCUGAAGAAGGAAGCAUUCAUAAUGACACCGCUGACAUGUAUCUAGCUAAUCACAACGAAGCAUACCAAAGUCCUUGUGCCUCAGGCAGAGAUGAUCCUCUCAUCGACGCAAUGUGCCGCUUGGAGGGGUUUUCACAUGGCGAAUCGGCCACUAUCAACCGCGCGUUUUCAAAUGAUAGAAUUCCGAGUACGCAUGCGCCGAAUGUUGCGCCAUCCAGUGAGGGCGCGGCGGGGGAAGUAGAUUUUUGUCUGAGGCUUGGGUCGAGUGCAAUAUCAGACUCUGAGGAGAUUUGUACCGGACCUGAAAAUAAUGACUCAAAAAGACCCGGAACUGGACUAAACCUACCAUUCUUCGACGGUGGUACUAAAAUGGGAUGCAAUCAGUAUUUAUACAAUGACCAUCUCCUUACAGUACAAGACUCAUUUACCAACACAAGCGACAUUUCGUCACAGUCAUCUCUUUCGUUCUCACCCGUGACAUCUAUCAGGUCUUCCGCUAUUAAAAGUAUACGAUCCAUGGAUAACGUAACAACAGACGAUCUUCCACAGCGCUAUAAAGAAUCCCUAAACACACACCCCGUCAGAAAGCCCAAACUAUCAGGAGAACUCUCGACAUGCUCGCUACAGUCUCUAACGGAUAACACCACCGCCGAACGACCAAUCAGGAUCAGUUUCUCAGAGCCUCACUUGCAUACUAAGUAUUUGGGGGAAUUGCCUAUUACUGAAAAUGAACAGUACGGUGACGACCAGUUGGAAGAUAUUUUCAAAGAUGUAGUUAGUACAAAGGAGGCAAUGGAGAGACUCCAAGUGAUCUUAAACUCACCCGAGCCAGAUCUGUGCUCGGAGCUUACAGAUACGAAGGAAACAGUGAAGAGGUUAGACAGACAAGUGGUGAAUUUAAACCAGGACGUUGCCUCGCUUAGCCGAGACGUAAAAACCGUACUGGAAAUGCUUAAAGGAUUUAGGAAUGGACAAGUAGAGCCAAGGUUUUAGCAUAGGCUCUUGUGAUUGUAUGUUGCGUUCACAUUAGUAACGAAAUGUUUACUCUGAACAUGAAUCAAGAUUUACCGUUGCCAGAUGUUAUAAGGAAUUGCCGGUGUUAGUGUGAACGCAGCACUUGACAUGAAACAUGGCAAUUCAGGGCAGUUGAGGAUAGUCAUGGUUAUCACUUUCUACACUUGAAGGAAUUAUAUGAGUGAACUUAAGACGCUUCUGCAUGACCCACGGCAACCAGAAGUGGAGGACUUUUGUUCUUGACGCCAACAGGCUUCUAGUGUAAGUAAGUUAGUUAACGAGGCCGAUAUGUCUUCACAACGAUCGAGAAAGUUGAACUUCCGGUAGCCGCCGGUUUUGAGGUUUUUUAAGUUCCCUAAGACAUUUAGGGCUUCAGAUCAGACCAGUUUAGGACGGCAAAAUGUUUAGGUGAUGACUAACAUUUCGAUUAUCUUCUCGAGUCGUAUAGUACUCUUCGAGUUCGAAUGAUGUGUUUGAAGAUUAUGUAGAUAUAAUUGCUAUUACAAAAACUGUACAUAUCCUAUUUGUACAAAUAAAAUUAUUUAUGAUCUUCUA
Molecule: messenger RNA, 6743 nt
Organism: Nematostella vectensis (starlet sea anemone)
Lineage: Eukaryota; Metazoa; Cnidaria; Anthozoa; Actiniaria; Edwardsiidae
Exons: 13
Coding region: 1296-6167 (1623 amino acids)
Biological process (GO): regulation of membrane potential; potassium ion transmembrane transport
Cellular component (GO): membrane
Molecular function (GO): voltage-gated potassium channel activity
Source: RefSeq, a predicted model, not a curated record